This is a messenger RNA of Rhincodon typus (whale shark), 622 nucleotides long. RefSeq lists its product as uncharacterized. The coding region runs from base 38 to 622 and encodes 194 amino acids. Gene Ontology annotation, molecular function: protein binding. The transcript has 5 exons. NCBI's taxonomy places the organism in Eukaryota, Metazoa, Chordata, Chondrichthyes, Orectolobiformes, Rhincodontidae. The record is from RefSeq and is a predicted model, not a curated record.
UGGCCUUAAAGGGAAUGGACAGCUAUUAACACUGAGCAUGUGUUACUGUAACCUGGGACCUCCAAAUGGGUCAUUAUUGGGAGACCUUGUUGCCAAUACUGCCAUCAGAGAUCUCUUUUUGGAUGGCAACAACUUACAAUGUGAAGGAGCUUGUGAACUUAUCACAUUUAUUGCAGAUUAUGCAGAAAACAUGGCCAGGAUGAAAUUUGGUGCAUCGACACAUUUUGAGGAGGAUCCAUUAACACACUCCCUGGAAGGGAAACAUAAGCAGGAACUCCCACAGAUUGCUCCCUGGUUAUCCAGAUUGCACCUGACAGAUAACAGCAUUGAUGGAAGAGGAAACAGCAGCACCAUGGGUCCAAUAAUGUUUACUGAAAUAUUGUGUCAGCUGAUCAAGUUUUCAGAUCAUUUGACAGAAUUGGAUCUGGAUAAUAAUUGCCUGGGUGAGCUGUGUGGAAAAGAAAUACUGAAAGCCUUAAGGGAGAGGAAAGAAGCAAAGCUGCAGAGUUUAAGUAUCAAAGUGACGGCUCAAAUGAAUGAGGAUACUUUUAGCAACAUUUUGAACAAUUCCAAAAAACUGAAGAAAAGUAAAAGAAAGAAGGUAAACAACAGCAUGGAAUAA